AUGUUUUAUAUUGCUCUUCUCUUCUUUUUAAAUCUUGUUUUUGGUAAAGAUGUACAGAUAACUGAAGACUUAUUUAGGACUAUUCUUGAUGAAAGCUUUAUUACUGUUGUUGGUUUUCACAAAGGAGAUAAUGAUACUGUUAAUCAAUUAAAGGUGUUAGAAAAAAAAUUAUCAAAUUCAGUCAUCACUUACCUUGAUAUUAAUUGUAAUGAAAAUGAAAUUAUCUGUACUUCACACGACAUUCAUAAAUGUCCUGUAUUUGCUAUUUACCAUCAGUUUAUUAGUACUUUUUAUGAUAAAAUUGACGACGUUUUAAUCAAUGAUUUACAAAAUAUCAUUUAUGGAAUAAGAGAGAUUAAUUCAACAGAAUUAAAUAAAAUGAUUUCAAAUAACCAAACUUUCGUACUACUUCAGUACACAUCUCAAGAAAUUAUUAAUGACUUUUUGUUUCUAGCAAGGGCUAUUCGAAGAAUUCCUUUUUAUAGUAUAAAUGAUACUUAUAAAUCUCUUAUUCUUUAUAAUGAUGAAUUUAUACCUUUACAGCUUCCAUUAGAUUUAGAUAUGAACAUACUUUUUAAGGCUAUCAAUUCUUAUUCAAACCCAAUUGUUUCAAGUUUAAAUGCAAAUAUAAUUAAAAGAAAUUUUAGAAAUAGAGACAUUAUAGUUUUCUACAACAAUGAAAUCAAUGAAAAUGAUCUUGUAGAAUUAAAAAAAAUUGCUUUGGAAAAUUAUCUUUGGUUAGUUACUUAUGUUGAUAACAAAAAUGAAAUACUUGAUUUAUUACCUGUCAAAGAAGCUCCUGCUGUCUUUUCUUAUUCAAUGAAAACAUUAGAACCAACUAUUCCAUUGAAAUUAUCUGAAGAAGGAAAAUGGUCAGAGAUUAGAGAGUAUAUUAAAGGAUGUAGUAAUGGUAGUGUGGAACAAUUCAUAAAAAAUAGUGAUCCAAUUGAUGAAAAUAAGCAAGGGUUAGUUCAUGAAAUUAAUGCCAAGCAACUAGAAGCAUACAAACAUGAUUAUAAAGAUUUAAUUUUGUUAGUUUGUGAUAGUGUUUCUGAAGAUUGUAUUAAAGCAAAGAAAGAGCUUGAUAUUGCUGCUAAUAUGCUUGUAAAACAUAAAUACACUGAAUUAGCAUUUAUUGAUAUAGAUAAAAAUACUGUUAAAACAUGUACAUCACAAUAUCCAAUGAUUGUUAUGUAUUCAGGAAUUACGGAACGGUCAUGUUUUAGUGACAAUAGACCAAUUACUGCUCAAGUUAUUGUGACAUUAGCAAGAGAAAGAGGGAUAUUUACUAUUCGAUUAAAUUCAUUUAAUCCAGAGAUAGAAAUGAUAGAUCCACAAGAGGCACUUAAAUUGAGAAAAGAGUUAUUAAAAGAGCGUGCUGAUUUAGAAAAGUCUUCAGAGUUUAGUUCUGUUUUAAGUUCAUGGAAAUCUUUUAUUAAAAGAAAAGAUAAUUUGUAUAAGGCUAAAAAAUUCAUCAGAACACUUAAUGAUUAA
Molecule: messenger RNA, 1494 nt
Organism: Entamoeba nuttalli P19
Lineage: Eukaryota; Evosea; Mastigamoebida; Endamoebidae
Exons: 1
Coding region: 1-1494 (497 amino acids)
Source: RefSeq, a predicted model, not a curated record